AUGUCUCAACAACGAUCUCCAUCUGUUGCUUCGGAUGCAGACGACGGUGGAUCCGACAUCCUCGAUGCAGACGCGCCAUUUGAAGACGAAGAUGAACUUGGCGAACUCGAUCCAGACCCCGUGAUCCAAGAGCUCAAUGAGGCCAUGCAACUAAUUGAGCAAUCCGAGACCUGGCGCGACUUCGUGACAUACCUGCAGCAAGCCUUCGAGAUACAGACAAAAGCCCGAGGCCGUGUCAACAAUGCCAUCAUGUUGGGAGGCGCUCCCGUGGCUCAGAGAUCGAGCGCCCACCCUGAACACAUGAGAGAACGGUCGGUGUGGCAGUUUGCUUUCUUCUACAUGGUUUCGAGGCAGUUGGAACAUUGGAGCGGGGCCGGUGAUCUUCAGACCAGCGUCUCAGACCCACUAUAUCAAGCAGCAGACAAGCAAGUAUUUGAUCAUUUUGGCGUACGGGUGAUCCAAAGUACUCUGCCAGAUCUUCGGGAUACCUUUCUCUACAUGCCAUUCCUGAACCUCAAUGUCAAGCACGAACAAUUAAGGAAGAUGCCUGGUAUUGUGUUCACGGAUGAUGAUGAGGCGGACCCGGAUCCGGCGACGACGCAGUGGCAGCAGCAGUUGCCUGUAGAAGAGUAUUUCAAGGCGAGUGGUUUACUAGCCGGAUUUCAGAAGGGGGAGACGUUCUUGAAUCAUGUAGUCAUGGUUUGA
Molecule: messenger RNA, 705 nt
Organism: Fonsecaea multimorphosa CBS 102226
Lineage: Eukaryota; Fungi; Ascomycota; Eurotiomycetes; Chaetothyriales; Herpotrichiellaceae
Exons: 2
Coding region: 1-705 (234 amino acids)
Source: RefSeq, a predicted model, not a curated record